Candidozyma haemuli is the source of this 1860-nucleotide messenger RNA. RefSeq names its product replication factor A subunit protein (gene RFA1). Gene Ontology annotation, biological process: DNA repair; DNA replication; DNA recombination. Bases 1 to 1860 code for a protein of 619 amino acids. Gene Ontology annotation, molecular function: DNA binding. Gene Ontology annotation, cellular component: nucleus. The record is from RefSeq and is a predicted model, not a curated record. NCBI's taxonomy places the organism in Eukaryota, Fungi, Ascomycota, Pichiomycetes, Serinales, Metschnikowiaceae. The transcript has a single exon.
AUGACCGAAACUUACGGUGUGCAACCCGGUUCUUUAAAGGAAGCCCUCAGUCAGUCGACCUGUCACUUGUGGGAAAAUAAAGGACUUCGUCUCCAGGUGACUAACUCGAAAGUCAUCAACGAACAAUCUGCCACUGAGAGGAGAUACAGAUGCGUGAUUAGUGAUGGCAAAUACUCAAUCCAGGGUUUAAUCGACGCAAGAUGCAACGCGUACUUGGAAGCCAACGGCUUUGCACGCUACUCUAUUAUUACUGUGAAGCAAUACACUGUGGCAAGAACUUUGAAGAGAAUUGUGCUCAUCUCCGAUCUUCUGGUUGAUGUGCCUAAGACUGAUAGAAUCUCGUCUGAUUUGACUUCUCUUGAUGCUUACUUUGACCAGAACCCUGAUGAGGACACUGCCACUAGUGUUGCAGGAAACCAGGGUAAUCUGCUGAGCAACAGUCCCCAGCCUCAAGCUCAACAGGUCCAACAACAGCAGCAGCAGCAGCCUCAGAAACCCAACCAGCAGACGCGUGGCCGUGGACCUGAGAGACCCGUGAACCCAAUCGAGUCCUUGUCUCCCUACCAGAAUAACUGGACUAUCAAAGGUCGUAUCUCCUAUAAAGGUGAGAUAAGAACUUGGUCUAAUAGCAGAGGCGAGGGUAAGUUGUUCAACGUGAACUUUUUGGAUGAAUCUGAUGAAAUCAGAGCAACUGCUUUCAAUGACAUGGCUGACAAGUUUUACAACUUGCUUGAGGAAGGUAAGGUCUACUACGUUACUAAGGCUCGUAUCCAACAGGCAAAGCCAAAAUUCUCUCACCUCAGUCAUCCUUAUGAAUUGUCCUUGGAUAAAGACUCGGAAAUCACAGAGUGCUUUGACACUUCUGAUGUUCCUAAGAUCAACUUUAACUUCACCAAGUUGAGCGAUAUCCAGAACUCUGAGAAGGAUGCAAUCCUUGACGUUGUCGGCGUUAUCAAGAACGUCAACGAUGUCUUCCAGAUCACUGCCAAGUCUACAGGUAAGCCAUUCAACAGAAGAAACAUCACUCUUGUCGAUGACUCUAACUUUGCUAUCGAUGUCGGUUUAUGGAAUGCUACCGCUGUUGACUUCUCAAUUCCAUCUGGUUCGGUUAUUGCCGUGAAAGGUGUCAAAGUCCAGGACUUUGGUGGCAGAUCUUUGAGCUUGACACAGGCGGGAAGCAUUUUGAGUAAUCCUGAUAUUCCCGAAGCCUACCAGUUGAAGGGAUGGUACGACAAUAAGGGCGUCAACGAGAACUUCCAAAGUAUGAAGACCGAAUCUCGUACCGCUGAUCCCUUGGCCAACAGAAAGACUAUUCAAGAGUCAGAAGAAGCCGAAUUGGGUAUGAAGGAGAAGCCAGAUUACUUCUCCAUCAAGGGUACCAUCAACUACUUCAAGACCGAUAACUUUUGCUACCCAGCUUGCAAUAACGAAGUUAACGUGUCGUCUAGGGGUCCUACUCCUUGUAACCGUAAGGUUCUCCAGGAAAGUGAUGGCGCUUGGAGAUGUGAGAGAUGUAACCUCACAUACCCUGAACCGCAUUACAGGUAUAUUUUGAACUGCUCGCUUAUGGACCACACUGGUCAGAUUUGGGCCACUCUUUUUGACAACGAAGCCAGGACACUCUUCAAGGUUAGCGCUAAUGAAUUGAUGCAAAUGAAGGAUCAAGAAGACAAUGAUGUCCAUGAUUUUUCCAGGUUGAUUUACUCAAUUACCAUGAAGGAAUUCAACUUCAGAUUGAGAGCCAAACAGGAGAGUUACAACGGUAAUAUGAGAGUGAGAUAUAACGUGGUACAAAUUAACGAAGUUGACUUCAAUGCUGAAAGUCUUCAUUUGGCCAAGCAGUUGGAAGCUGUGCUAUAA